This is a messenger RNA of Xenopus tropicalis (tropical clawed frog), 3867 nucleotides long. RefSeq names its product Rho guanine nucleotide exchange factor 19 (gene arhgef19). The transcript has 16 exons. NCBI's taxonomy places the organism in Eukaryota, Metazoa, Chordata, Amphibia, Anura, Pipidae. Gene Ontology annotation, molecular function: guanyl-nucleotide exchange factor activity. The coding region runs from base 532 to 3084 and encodes 850 amino acids. The record is from RefSeq and is a predicted model, not a curated record.
UCAGCACAACUCCCAGCUCCCCGGCCCCUCCUGCCCCUCCUGCCCCUCCUGCCCCCGGUGCACACAGGGCUGACACUCUCGCACACUGGCACAGGUGGAGCAGGGCCCCGGGAGCGCUGGGGGCAGUUGGGCACAGGCCUGGGGCAGCUGAGGGUGGGACAGUGCUGGGGGCAGUUGGGCACAGGCCUGGGGCAGCUGAGGGGGGGACGGGGAAAAGAAAGGAAUCUUUCACAGACAGAGGGGAAAGUGUGUGUGGGACACUGAGAGGGGGGGAAAGUGAGAGGGACAAAGGGGGGGAAGGGAGUCGCUCUGAGCAGGACAAAGGGGAGAAUGUGAAAGGGGGUUAUAAGGAUAGGGGGAGAAAUAUCAGCAGGCACCUGCCCGGUUACUAGGGGAGAAGGAGGUGGCCCUAGAGACAAAGAGAAGUUGCCGUGCCAGGCGGGCACACACAGCGGAGGAGCGGGGCUGCCAUGUUCUACUGCCAGGGGCAAGAGGCGCACCGAGCAAACCAGAGGCUGAUGGACUCGCACAAUGAGGCCUGGUCUCCCUAACAGUCUGGUUAUGGACUAUCAAGCUGUUCUGGACUUCCAGCCACAUCGGACCCCCCUGCAGUGUGAGGGCAGAAUGGUGCCCGGCCUAGCGGAGCCCCCCGUGACAGAGAGGCACAGCGUAAUGAGGCACAUAGCAGUUUACCAGCAGGAGAGCUUGGCUUUUGGGGGGGUCCCCAACCUGACUUACAGGACGGUGCAAAGUCCCUUGAGCCCCAAUAUCUCGGGGGUGGCGGAUCAGCUCCAGGACCAGUGGAUAAUGAGGAUUGAGCAGUUGGGAGAGGAGCGGAUACAGGAGACCCCGGUAGGAACCAGGGAGCAGCAGCCGCCGGGCUUCAUCCCAGAGGUGAAGAGAAGGAACAGCAGCACUGAAAGUGAGGGGGACCCCCUGAGAUCUUCAUUGUCCUACCUCCCCGAAAGCCCCCACCUGCUCUCCGGCACCGGCCCGGGAUCCGACAGAGGGAAAUCAGCCUGGCGUAAGAUCCGCCUGUACCUCCCAGACUCCGCCCUCUGCCCCAGUCCGUCAGUGGAAGAAGACUCGGUGUUUGAGGAGGCAGAGAGCCCAGAACCCCCCGUAGCAGAAGUGAAAGAGCCCCCCCUGGAGGCAGUGGCCCCACAAGGGAAAGGGGAGCAGGAGAGAUGGAGGUUCUCAGCGUCGGAGCUGAUUAGCAAAUUGCAACUCACCCAGAGGCGGAGCAACUUCACUGCCCGAUUGGGCAAAUCUCUGUCUACCAAGAUCACCCUGAGAGAGAGGGGGGCAUCCAGCAGCCAGGAGGGUAAAAGUGGAAGGAGGGAGCGGAGGUGCAACAGCGCCGGGGGGGCGACCCUCCUGCAUCCGGGCAUGGAGAGUGACAGCUCUUGGCUCAGGAAUAAGGAGACAGAGGGCGCUGGGAGACCCCCCACUGAGGAGAAACAGCCCCCCAGUGAGGAGAGACUGAAUCGCUCUAAUGGGGAGAGGGCACAGAAGAGACAGUCGUACUGCGAGAGGAGACAGUCGCGCUUUCUGUUGAACUCCAUUCUGUACCAGGAAUACAGCGACGUCGCCAUUAACCGCGAGAUCCAGCGGCAGAAGCGAGAGGAUGCGCCGGGGGAGGACGAGGAGGUCUCCAGCAGCCCCAGGAGCAACCUGUCCCCCAGCAGCUCCUUCCGCUCCCAGCGCUCCUCCCGCGGCUCCACCUUCUCCCUCUGGCAGGAUAUCCCAGAUGUGCGGGGGAGUGGCCUCCUCAACACCCUCACCCUCCAGGAGCGCAAACUGCAGGAGGCCAAGUUUGAGUUGGUCACCUCGGAGGCCUCCUACGUGCACAGCCUCUCCAUCGCCGCCGACCAUUUCCUCAACUCCCCGGAGCUGAACGACUGCCUGGGGGCCCAAGAGAGACAGUGGCUCUUCUCCAAACUCCCCGAGGUGAAGGAGAUCAGCGAGAGGUUCCUGAUGGACCUGGAGGAGAGGCUGGAGGGGGACAUCUUGCACUUUGAUGUCUGUGACAUCGUCCUGCGCCACUGCCCGGAGCUGCGAAGGGUGUACCUACCGUACGUCACCAACCAGGCCUACCAGGAACAGACCUACCAGCGGCUGCUACAGGAGAACCAGCGCUUCCGGGGAAUUCUCUCCAAGCUGGAGGAGGACCAGGUCUGCCAGCGCCUCCCACUCACCUCCUUCCUCAUCCUCCCCUUCCAGCGGAUCAUGCGCCUCAAGAUGCUGGUGGAGAACAUACUGAAACACACAGCCCCCGGCUCCCAGAAUGAGGAUACGGCCAGUAAAGCCUUCACGGAGCUGAAGAAGCUGGUGAGGGAGUGCAAUGCCAGCGUCCAAUCCAUGAAGAGAACGGAGGAGCUAAUUCAUCUCAACAAAAAGAUUCACUUUGAAAGCAAGAUUUUCCCGCUGAUCUCCCAGUCGCGCUGGUUGGUGAAACACGGGGAACUGGUGGAACUGGACAUGCAGAUCCCGAACAGCGCCGGGUCCAAAUUCAAACUCUGCCCCAAAGCCGUCUAUCUGCACCUGUUCAACGACUGCCUCCUCCUGUCCCGCAGGAAAGAGCUGGGCAGGUUUGCGGUAUUUGCCCACGCCCAGAUGUCGGACCUGAAGGUGACGGAUCUCAGUUGGAAGCUGCAGGAGGUUCCGGGGGAGGUUUUCCACGUCCAACUGUGCCACGAGCAGCGACCCAAACACCAGAUCCUGCUGAGGGCCCAGAGCGAGAGUGAGAAGCAGCGCUGGAUCUCAGCCAUGUGCCUCUCCAGCGCCCAAUCAGAUCUGGAGAUCCUGACGGACAGUGAAGACUUCCCCCAAGUCCAGUGCAUAAAGGGUUACACGGCGCAGGAACACGACGAGCUGACGCUGGAGAAAGCGGAUAUAUUGCGUCUCGCAGCCAAAACCAGCGACGGAUGGAUGGAAGUGAUUCGCCUGUCGGAUGGAGAAAGGGGGUGGGUCCCAGCGACCCAUGUGGAAGAAAUAACCAAUAAGAACGCGCGACUGCGGAACCUGAGGGAGAACAAGCGAAUCAAACACGCAACCAGCAAACUGGAACGGGAUCCGCCCUAAAGUCUGUCCGACGGCUCCGCCGGUGCCUCCCUAACGGUACCAACUACUCCUGCCUCCUACAUUGCACCCUGUCUGCCCCGCGGGGCAACUACUGGGCUGGAUCUACUGAACCCCAAUCAAGAGGGGGGCCCCCCAUCCCUAUCACUAAUGACUGCUGCAACUCAUAGUCUCCUGGGGUCUCCUGUGGAACUGCCCCACCUGGGGUAUUUAGGGACGCUAUCACUAGGGAAUAAAGGAUUAGGAAUUGGGGGUUAGAGCAGUUUGUGGUAGUGCCGGGAUGGGGGCUCAAUAGACUGGGGGUUCCGCAGCAGGAACGUGACUCGCUUUGUUACCCCGACAAUCCCUGCACCCCCAAACUGACCCCUGGCACCCCCUGCUGGGAGGCAAUUGCAUCAGAGAGAUUCCAGGGGCAGCUACACAGGCUCCUUCCAACAGACUGGCACCCCCCAUACUCCCAUAUACCCCCCCAGGGUACGGGGAGCUGUACGGACCCCUCCGGGGUACGGGGAGCUGUACGGACCCCCCCAGGGUACGGGGAGCUGUACUGACCCCCCCCAGGGUACGGGGAGCUGUACUCACCCCCCCCAGGGUACGGGGAGCUGUACUGACCCCCCCCAGGGUACGGGGAGCUGUACGGACCCCCCCAGGGUACGGGGAGCUGUACUGACGCCUACGGGACUUACAGGGAGUUACAGACGUUGUCAAGAACUGCCCCGAUCCCUCCGCUGUGUUUGUAGCUCCAUUGUAUAUACCCCCCCCCCCCAAUUAAACCUCAUUCCCUAC